Molecule: messenger RNA, 3533 nt
Organism: Acanthoscelides obtectus
Lineage: Eukaryota; Metazoa; Arthropoda; Insecta; Coleoptera; Chrysomelidae
Source: the annotation of a GenBank genome assembly
CCGGAAACUUUUGAUUGGUAGUGUAUAUCCAAAGAUGAGUGACUCUUCCUAAUCAUUAAUAACUAUUAGGAUACAAAGCCUGCUUUGUCCAAUGACUAACCCUGGCAAGUCCUAAAUUAAACAAACAAUCUGCAAAUUUUGACUAACGCAUGCAAGCUAAAUUGGUUCUACGAAUGAGUAGUAAUUGUUCCUAUAUUGACUGACAAGGAGAUAAACGCUAUCAUCUGGUCCUUAUCAAACUGACCCGAGUAGCCAGUUAGACGAAUGUGAUACUAAACUUAGUUGCAUUUAUAUUUACGGAAAAGUAUAACAAAAAAAUGAUUCAAAAAAAUCACGUCGUGGUGGUUGGAGCUCGAGACGAGGAUGUGCCAAAUUCUAAAAGUCUCGCUGUUUGUAAAUGCAUUGUUUGUAUUUUUAUCACAUUUUUGUUGGUAGUGAAUUUGUUGGUGGUGACUCGUUUGAACAGUAUGAGUCAAGAAAUUGAAGCUUUGAAAAUUAUUGUUAGUGGAAAUUUAAACAGUGUGAGCUACAAAAGUGAUGAGCUUUUAAAAACCACUCAAGCAGUGUGAAUUGUGCGGCCUGUACUUUUACGGGCUAGUUUUCUGAAGAUGGCUCAGUGUAAAAUAAACCGAAUCGUCAAGGAAAACUUAAGAAUAUUCAUAAUCAAUCGACCGGAAUACCAUACAACCAAAGAAAUCUACAAGAGCAUGGUAAUCAAUCAGAUAUUCUUUACUAGUACAGUUUAUCUUGAUUCCAGGAAAAUACGUAUAUGAAGUUUGCUGAUUUUGAUGGCUAUCAAGAAAACGAAGAUCAGUUGAUACCAGAUAACAUAGAGGAAACCGAAAAUCAGAGCAAAAAUGUAGAAUAUUUUGAAAUGUCUUCGAGUCAGGAAAGAGAAAAUGAUACAGAUGACGACACAAGAAAUGACACUAGAGAGGAAGCUACAUAUUCCCCCGACUUCAGAGAGAGGGAGAACAGUUUCGAACAUCACGGAAGUUUCAAGCACAAACAUUUGGAAGUUCUGACAGAAAGACACCCCAGGGUAGGCAGGAUCAAACCGCUGCCUUCAGCUCAUUUCAGUGGAGACACUUCUAGGUACAUCCUGGGUCAACAUCCGAACUUCAACGGGAAUGGUCACUUGAAGCAUCUCCAAAGGAUGUUUAUGGACUGGAAACCUAGCGAGUGGGCGCACCACACUGGACUGGAUUCACAUUUUCAAUCUACUAUUUGGACGAGCACGACAUAAUCGGGUACAAGGUCUUCAAAAACAGCGACGUAAUUCUACAGUGUACAAUUACUGUCCACACUACAGAAAGGCGUAUGAAAGGCAACACUUGUUAUACUGCAGGAAUGGAAUACCUGCAAGAAGGCGACAAUAUAUCCAUAGAAAACGUAUACGAUGGAAGAUACUCUUUAUUUGAACCUGGAAAAUCUUUCUUUGGUGUUAUAAAACUUGGUGAUAUUAGGAUUAAAUAGUUAGAUGCUUGGUGUAUGGAAAAUAUAUACCUGUACAGCACGUAACGUUUUUUGUACGUAAUUGAUUAACGUAUUCUACCUGAAGAUAGUCAACCUAAUGCCGUCUUCACGCAUCCAAAAAAUUAUCCGAGAUAAAAUAAAAUACCCUAGCGUGGUCUAUCUGUCCUUAUCAUAGCUGUUGUUUUAUAGGGUGUCUGCAAAGUUCCGGAAUCCCACGGUAAUUUGUGAACUAGUAAUGGUAUGAAAAAGCCCCGAUCGAUGGGAGUUUUCUCCAGCUAUCCAAUGGGGACCUUGAAUUUGACCUUGAGCAUGAACAUCAAGGUCAUUUGAAGUUUAAUUCGAUUUUUUACCCCCUACAUGACAAGAGCAGAGCAUUCUACGUUCAAACAUGGUCUUGAUCAUUCUUAAAUUUGGACCUUGGGAGAUCAUGGUCAAGGUCAAACCCAAGUACGGUGAUAUAACUUUAAAACCAGUAGUCAUAUAGGGAAGCUCCCGAGACAUUUUUUCAUGAUUUUGCCCCGGAUACUCAACGGUGACCUUAACCAUGAUUACCUUCAAGGUAAUGUGAAGGUCAAGUCGAUUUUUUACCCCGUACAUGACAAGAGCAGAACAUUCUACGUUCAAACAUGGUCUUGAUCAUUCUUAAAUUUAGACCUUGGGAGAUCAUGGUCAAGGUCAAACCCAAGUACGGUGAUAUAACUUUCAAACCAGUAGUCAUAUAGGGAAGAUACCGAGACAUUUUUUCAUGAUUUUGCCCCGGAUAUUCAACGGUGACCUUAACCAUGAUUACCUUCAAGGUCAAGUCGAUUUUUGUAGCCAGGAAACAAUCCUGAAAGAACAGUGAAGUCAGUUUAUCUGAAGAUUACACAGUUUUCUGAAUCAUCAAGGUACUCUUUUUGUUUGACCUUGAUGAUCAAAUCCAGGGUCAAGUUCCAAAAGUGGUCAAUGACAUAACAUAAAAUCUUCCCGUUUCUCCAUUUCCGCAAUCAAAAGUAUAGGGUUCUAUUAACAAAAGAGCUAAUCUAAAAUGAGCUUGAAAGUCACCGCCAAGGUCAGACUAUCUGAAUAUCUUCAAAAGUGGCGGCGCUGGACUCUAUUGCAGAUGUUCUAGGGUGUUCUAUCUAAAAAAUACAUGUGUGCUAUGGCACGAAGCGAUGGAACACCCGGUACAUAUUAAAAUUAUGCAUAUAUAUAUUUCAGUUUGCUCGUAAUACUACUUUCCGUUUUUGUAGGGACACCAUGUAUUUAACAAAGCUUAGGGCAGUGACGCGUCUCCACCGACACUCCGAGGUUUUGUAUCGCGAUUUCGCGAAACAGCUGCUUCGUCGGGCACGAGGACCAUAUCGACACAGAAACGAUAUCAAUAUUAUUCUUCUUGCGUCCACGCGUACAUAGGCAACCUAUAGUCCAGUACAAUAUACACGCGGUUGCCUACUCCAUGUCUCAGGAACUAAUUAAAGUUCCGAUUUCAUCAAAUCCACAUUGAUCACCUAACCCAAAAUUUAAGUUUCUGACGCUUGUAUCUUUCUUUUCCUAUUCCGCAUUGGUCAACUGAGAAUAAUGCGAACCUAAAAUCUUCGGAAACUUGGAUUAUUUUUAAGAAACUGACCACUGCUCUUUCCUUUCAUGUUUGAUAAAAAAAAUUGUUAAAAAUAGAAUAGAAGUGUUUUACUGCACCUAAAGGAAUUAUAGCAAUCAUACUUGACAACACGAAAUUAUGAAUAAACGUCCAAAUACAGCAUAUGGUUGAGCAUCUUCUUGCUAAAUACGUUUAUUAAUGAUAUAAUCUAUACAUCAAAAAUUGAUAGUAAUCUUAGCGUACUAUUAUAUGGAAUGUAAUUAUGUAAGAUUUUAACUUAUUAUGCAAUUAAACUUAGAACUGGCAUAAGCUUGAACGUAAUUUUUUUAAGUGUGUCUUUUACGAUAUACAUUUAAUAAAGACAUGCUUGUUUUUGCACAUAUUUUACGACCUCAAAAAAUGUUUCGCAUUGCCUUGACCAAACUCAUAUUUUGGCAGCAGUCGCACCAGCGGCGAGUGUAAAAAAAUAACAGUAGGC